This is a messenger RNA of Anopheles bellator, 1177 nucleotides long. RefSeq names its product tRNA (adenine(37)-N6)-methyltransferase. The record is from RefSeq and is a predicted model, not a curated record. Bases 48 to 1121 code for a protein of 357 amino acids. The transcript has 5 exons. NCBI's taxonomy places the organism in Eukaryota, Metazoa, Arthropoda, Insecta, Diptera, Culicidae.
CAUAUGUUUAACCAAAAGUGUUUGCGUUUUUCAUUCAUUCAAGUAACAUGAGCUCCACAGAUUGCGAGUUUCUUAAGGGACAACUAGUUGCUGCUCGAAAUGAAAUAAAAAAUUUAAGGCAGCAAAUCACAAGUUUACAACACAUGUAUCGGAAAGAACAUCAAACCGCACUGAAAAAGUUAGAUGAAUUUUCAUUCCAGGAACGAACGGAAUCAAAUCAUCUAGUAAACAAGCCGUCUGAACGUCUAAACUCAAAUGAUAACAAUAAUGAUUUGAAACUUAAGCCGAUUGGCGUUAUAAGAAAUAUUUUAAAUGAAAAACGUGGAGUUCCUCGCCAAGCUAGUUUGUCUUCGACCGUACGGAGCAGAAUAGAUUUGUCUUCAAAAAUUUUGAACAACCCUGAGCACGCUUUAGAGGGUUUGGAAAACUAUUCGCAUUUUUGGAUUAUAUAUCACUUUCACCGACAUACCGAUCACACUAAAACUAAGGUCGCUCCACCACGACUUGACGGAAUUAGAGUUGGAGUGUUCAGUACAAGAUCGCCACAUCGGCCAUGCCCGAUUGGCCUUUCUUUGGUUCGCCUGGAUAAAAUAGAAGGGUCGAAGGUGUAUUUCUUUGGCACUGAUAUGGUUGAUGGUACACCUGUGUUGGACAUCAAACCAUUUAUACCACAAUAUGACACACCAGUGAAAGGAAAUGAUAUAGGAAAUGAAAUGAGCUCAAGAGAGGCGCCUGACGGAGAAGAAAACUCUACCUCUACUCAGCAAACCAGCAAUUCCGGUUCAAUGUCGGGACCCUUGCCAAGUGUUUUUAUUCCGAAUUGGGUAUUGAAUAGUUCAGUUUUAGAUGUAGCAUUCUGUCUGACCGCUUCUGCGCAAGUACAAGAUCUCGGUAUCACACAGGCUUCUAUCAUCGAUAUUCUUAAAACAGAUCCACGAUCCGCAUAUUUACGUACGAAGUAUGCCUCAGAUAUCUAUAGAUUUCAACUGGGACGGUACACAGUGACAUGCAAAUUUAACGACCAGAACUCUACGGUGACUGUGCUGCAAGUGCGAGACUUGGUGAAUGUACCCGGAAUGGCUAAGGAUGUUAUAAACGUAAAUGAUCCUGUUAUACAGUGAUAAGAUCUCUAUAUCAGCUCAUUCUUGUGAAGUGAAUCAAAGCACAUUGUUUCUCU